This is a messenger RNA of Pleurotus ostreatus (oyster mushroom), 1179 nucleotides long. RefSeq lists its product as uncharacterized. The coding region runs from base 1 to 1179 and encodes 392 amino acids. The record is from RefSeq and is a predicted model, not a curated record. The transcript is spliced from 3 exons. Lineage: Eukaryota; Fungi; Basidiomycota; Agaricomycetes; Agaricales; Pleurotaceae.
AUGGCAAACACACCGCCUAUGGCAAGCUCCACGCCAAUACUGCUUUCGCGCCCUGCGCCUCCAGGCUACACUUCUAUUCCAGAGGGAAUAGAUGCGACACCGUGUAGUCCUGAACAGUACGCCCAGUCACAGGACCCUACGGUUUCCAGCAUUGUAGAUGUACCACCGAUGGACUUCUUGUCCAUGAGACCUACCUCAAGUGUGUUGAGCGACUUCGCCUACGACGGGCCAUAUCCUCAUGAACGGACGAGUACCAGGCGAUCUGCAUAUUACCGAGGCGAAUCGCAGUUGUCACCGCCGAGAACCGAGCGUCGACCAUCUGCGCCGUCUGAACCGUUCCUACUUUCGCCUCUGCUGAACACUGCUACACCGUCCCCCUCUCCACAUGCAGCACUACAACGCCCUCCACCGCACCAUCGUCGGGAAUCAACCUCUGGAUCGUCCUUCACUAUCACAUCAGGUUCCACCAAGAUUAAUCCCACAAACUACUCGGAGCAGCACAUGCAAGAGAAAUCUAGUCUCACUACUCAGAAACAGCUCCCAAUCAAAGGCCAUUUCGCUAUAAAUCCGUUUAUGCACGUACCGGGGAAUUUGCUAGCAAGUCUUCCGGAAUCAGAGAACUCGUCGAAUCAGUUUAGUAGGAAGCUGAACUUGCGGCUGGACGUGCAGAAUGGGGGGAUCGACGUCGAUAUCCACCUCCUCGGCGAUGCCGCGAGGGCUGGGGAAGGCGGAAGGAAGGAACGUGCAUUUCUGCACCUCGAGGUAAAGGAUGGGUAUGAGCAAGGCCUGGACAAAUUCCCCCUCGUCACAAGAAUACACACGCCCGAUCUAGCUCGGCCACCAUUCCACUUAGUCGCCAACGCCGUCAACGGCUACGUAUCUCUCCACCUUCCGAACUCGUUCCAUGGCCUCCUUACCGUCCACGUUUCGGCCGGAGACCUCGAGAAACACAUCGAAAUCGCAUCGGGGCUAAUGGCGCACGCCGUCCUGCUCCGCGAGACCACUGAUUCUCGAAGUUAUUUCAUCGGGGAGAUGGGCGGUUGGGUCAAGAACGAGGAUAAUUGGGAAGGAGACGAAAUCGUUGCGUCGGUGGAGCAUGGACUGGUGAGGGCCCAAUUCGAGGACGAGAAGGGGCAGGAUCUGUUUCGUAACCUCCUUUGGAAGUAUGCUGGUCUGUGA